CAGUUUUAUUCGGUUCGUGGAUAAGUAAAGCAGUCAUAACGAAGCCAACGGAAAUCGGUUGUUAAUUUAAAAUUUUUUAAUAAAAAUAAAUAAGAAACACUUAUAAAAUACUUAAAAUUAGGAAAAAUUAGAUUAGAAGAUCAAAAUGAAUCACCUGGCUGCAGCAUUCCUUAUCUAUCUUCAUAUCAUGGACUUUGGCAGCGCCUCGAAACCUGAGCCCUAUUGUAUUCAUAACAUAACCGAAUAUACGUAUGUAAAUGUCACUAAGACCCGUCAGGUUGUUGUCCAAAAGCCUUGGUAUAACAAACUGGGUAAGACGAAAACCAAGUUGGAAGAAUACACGGACACGGAGGCAAGGCCACAUAUUACCCCCUUAAGGGUGUGUUGUGAAGGCUAUAAAAUGUCAGAGCUGCAUUUAUGUGAACCCCAAUGUGUGGAGGGUUGCCCCAAAAAUUCCAAAUGUGUGGAACCCGAGGUCUGCAAAUGCUUACCGGGAUACUUUUCCUCAUUCUCCAAGGAGGAGGGUGUUAAACAUUAUUGUGAGGCAAUUUGCGAGAAACCUUGUGGUGAGAAUUGUCAAUGCAUAAGGCCAAAUGAAUGUGAAUGUGCGUCAAGAGAAAAAAGUAGUGAAGAGUUUAGUACGCCAGAAAUCGAAUCGGAAACAGAAAUAUCAAUUGACAGUGGCACAGAAGAGAGCGAUCAGCUUUUAUCCUCUGAGGAGCCUUUAGAGAGUUCUACUUGGAACAGUGUUGGCAGUGAUAGUUCUGAUAUGAGCGACAACGAAUGUCCCGAUGAUUUUGUGCUUUAUCGUGGUCAGUGUCAACCUUUGAAAUUUGCCAUAGAUGAAAUUGAUUGUCGUGUGGAGCCUUGUGCCGAUCCCCAGGCUAUUUGCCAUGACAAUGGCACCUGCACUUGCCGCGAAGGCUUUAGAAUGCUAAAGAAAGCCUCACAACAAACCCAGCUGGAUGGUGGUGAAGUCACCAGCAGGCAAAUUGUAAAGUCCUUGUGUCUAACCUCGGAAGACUAUCAACUUUUAAUGGCCAUACCUCCAGAAGAUAGCAUCACCAUGCAGGAGGUCGACGUAACUGAGGCAACAGAUGGUGUGGCCAUAUUUUUCAUUGUAUUGGGUGUUUUGACAAUGACGGGAGCCUUAAUUUUUUUGGGCUUACGAUUGGCGAGGGCCAACUCGGGACGCAUGGAAGUGGAAGGCAAACAAUUGGAAUGCGCUUAUGACAGCCGAGGAUGCCGCAUAUCGGAUGCAGAGAAAUCAGUUAUUUAGAAGAGUUUUAGUUUUCUAGAUAAAAUAGCUUUAAUCAAUUAGUUUCCAAAGAUAGAUAUUCAUAAGAUUUGUAAA
Stomoxys calcitrans (stable fly) is the source of this 1354-nucleotide messenger RNA. RefSeq lists its product as uncharacterized. Lineage: Eukaryota; Metazoa; Arthropoda; Insecta; Diptera; Muscidae. The transcript is spliced from 3 exons. The record is from RefSeq and is a predicted model, not a curated record. Bases 146 to 1279 code for a protein of 377 amino acids.